AAAUCUGGCAAAAAUUAAAAAGGACGAAAAGAAGACUGAGCACUCGGCACUCCUCAGACCCGGUAAUAGUGAAGUGACGACCGAAUCAAAAACCCCAUAAACCUAGACGGGCUCCGAACGCAUACAUGGCGAACAGGCGGUGUCUGCAAGCGUUAACGCGCCAGGCAUCCGCAUUUCUCUCUACAAAUCCAUCUCUCCAGUCGCUCACAGUUCCACCCACCUUGCCAAACCCACCUCAGAACACCCUCACAUCAAGCUUCGUUGACAUCCUCAUUGAUACCAGACCCGUCACCAGGUGUGCGCGAUGGUCUCACCUUUGCAAUUAUUCUUCCGGUACACAAAAUCAUGAUGACAACAAAGUUAAUGAAGCCGAAGACGAUGGUGAUGGGGAUGAAGAAGAAGAGGAGGAGGAGGAGGGCAGCGACGACGAGAAUGUCCCGGAGUCAAGUGGGGCUACUGGGAAAAGAGAGUAUACGGCAGAAGAAAAGGAAGCAGAGGCGGCGGCUAUUGGGUACAAAGUGAUAGGGCCUCUUGGCAAGAAUGAACAGGUUUUCAAGCCAUACGAGCCGGUGUUCGCCGUUAUUCAGAUUGGAUCACACCAGUUUAAAGUAAGCAACGGGGACAGCAUUUUCACUGAAAGACUGAAAUUUUGCGAAGUGAAUGAUAAGUUAAUUCUUAAUAAAGUCCUCUUGCUUGGCUCUCAAAGUCAGACAAUUGUUGGCAGACCCAUGCUGCCAGAUGCAGCUGUUCAUGCCGUUGUUGAGGAGCACGCAUUAGAUGCAAAGGUGAUUAUUUUUAAGAAAAAGAGAAGAAAGAACUACCGUAGAACCAAAGGGCAUCGCCAGGAAUUGACGAAGUUAAGGAUAACUGAUAUUCAAGGAAUUGAGAAACCUGAAAACAUUGUGGCUGAAGUGCCUUCAAAAGCUGCUAAGAAGAAACAGGAAAAGGUUGCAGUUCCUGCUUAAGGAGCGAGCACCCAGUAGCUACUGACGCAACCCAUAUAUCUCAAUGAGUUUUGACAGUAUGAUGCAAUUUAUUGAGCAUAAUUAUUUUGAUAAGCUCCAUUUACAUCUCAAAAGUCUCUUUAGAUGGAAAUUCUCGGCUUGCAUUCUGCAGGCAGGUUUUGUAGGAUUGUUUACACAGAAUUUUCACGCCCUACAGUGUUAUAUUUAGUUCCAUUUGUGGACACCAUUGAUUCUUAGACCGGAUUUAAGGUCUCAAGAAGUCAAAUGUUGACUCCUAUAUUUUGCGGUUGAUCUAGGCAUGAUACCAUAUCAUGCAUGUACUAACGUUCACCUUUGGAAAUAAACUGUCCAUAUUUCGUCUUC
Molecule: messenger RNA, 1328 nt
Organism: Prosopis cineraria
Lineage: Eukaryota; Viridiplantae; Streptophyta; Magnoliopsida; Fabales; Fabaceae
Product: 50S ribosomal protein L21, mitochondrial
Exons: 5
Coding region: 126-965 (279 amino acids)
Biological process (GO): translation
Cellular component (GO): ribosome
Molecular function (GO): structural constituent of ribosome; RNA binding
Source: RefSeq, a predicted model, not a curated record